Molecule: messenger RNA, 1554 nt
Organism: Bufo bufo (common toad)
Lineage: Eukaryota; Metazoa; Chordata; Amphibia; Anura; Bufonidae
Gene: ZIC5
Product: Zic family member 5
Exons: 2
Coding region: 1-1554 (517 amino acids)
Biological process (GO): central nervous system development; regulation of transcription by RNA polymerase II
Cellular component (GO): nucleus
Molecular function (GO): RNA polymerase II cis-regulatory region sequence-specific DNA binding; DNA-binding transcription factor activity, RNA polymerase II-specific
Source: RefSeq, a predicted model, not a curated record
AUGUUUUUGAAGGAUGGUAGAGGGGGAAAAAUAACACCAGUGAGUGUGGAUGGACGUGAUUGUGUAGUGAUGGAGCCCCCUUUGAGCAAGAGGAGUCAGACUCUGAGGUUAGCGGAUUUGGCAGCGGCUCAAGCCCAUCCUCAUCAGACUAUGACAGGCUUCCCGGGGUUGGGGAGUCAUCAAGCUCACUCCCACCCUGCCCACAUCCACCCUGGGGAGUUGGGGAGUGACCCUGGAGUUGCCCUGACUCCAUUCGGACCCGAGCACAUGGCCCAAGCUAGUGCUCUGAAACUUAGUCCCUCACAGCAUAUGCCAGCUCAUCCUGAAGCCCAGACAGCAGCUGCGUUUGGUUCGCCGGCUACAGUCACUUACCCCGUGGCUCAUUCCCACACUGGCUACACUAGCAGCAGGGACUUUAUCCUCAGGAGGGAGCUGUCCACUUCUGCCAUGUUAGGCGAGCAGCACCCGGCCACCAACUCCCCCCAUCAUCACCACCACCACCACCCGCAUAGCAUGUUCAUUUCCUCCACUGGUACCUAUGGACACUCUGAAGGGGCAAGCCACCAUCUCUUCUCUGGCAUUCACGAACAGGCAACCCCAGGAGUCCACCACCCUCUCAAUGGUCAGAUGCGACUUGGCUUGGCCGGAGAACUUUACGGAAGACCUGAGCCCUUCAGACCCGAGCACUAUGCUGCCUCCUCCAUCCAUAGCUACAACUCUAUGAACUUAAAUGUCAACCUAGCUGCUGCUGCAGCCGCCCACCCAGCCGCUGCAGGGGCGUUCUUGAGGUACAUGAGGCAGCCCAUCAAACAAGAGCUCAUCUGCAAGUGGAUCGAUCAAGACCAGACCUCCAAAAAAACAUGCUCGAAAACUUUCAGCACCAUGCAUGAGCUGGUGAACCAUGUCACGGUGGAGCACGUCGGGGGACCCGAGCAGAGCAGUCACGUCUGUUUCUGGGAGGAAUGUCCUAGGGAAGGGAAGCCAUUCAAAGCCAAAUACAAACUGGUCAACCACAUCAGAGUGCACACAGGGGAGAAGCCCUUCCCGUGCCCUUUCCCUGGAUGUGGCAAGGUCUUUGCCCGCUCCGAGAACUUGAAAAUCCACAAAAGAACUCAUACAGGGGAAAAACCAUUUAAGUGCGAAUUUGAUGGUUGCGACAGGAAGUUUGCCAACAGCAGUGACAGGAAGAAGCACUCUCACGUGCACACCAGCGACAAGCCCUACUACUGUAAAGUCCGAGGCUGCGACAAGUCCUACACGCACCCCAGCUCCCUGAGAAAGCACAUGAAGAUCCACUGCAAGUCCCCCCCAGGGUCCCCCUCCCUGGGCUACUCUGCUGUAGCUACUCCAAUCGACGAGGCCCUGUCCCCUACUCAGGACCAAGUCAGGGGGCGCACUGCCAACCUAUCCCCUCAGGUCACCAACCUCAAUGAGUGGUACGUCUGUCAAGCCAGCGGGGCCCCUAAUAACUUGCACACCCCUUCCAGUAAUGCAGAAUCCACCGAUUCUGAAGAGGAAGACCCUUACAGGAACUCGGAGAGGACUAUUCGGUAG